GGUAUGUCAUUUGUUAAGUCUGUUGAUGCUUCUGAUAUGAUAAAAACUGCCGAUACCUUGUUUAAAUUGUUUGCUGAGGUUAUUGAGUGGGUUGGGUCUAGUAACAUUGUGCAUGUGGUUACUGAUAAUGUUGCGAAUUCUGUAUCUGUUAGAAACUCAUUCAUGAAAAGUAUCCAAACAUUUUUUGGUCUCCUUGUGCUGCUCAUUGCAUCAAUCUUAUCUUGAAAGACAUAGCAAGUCUUCCUCACAUAGCUGACCUUGCCUCUCGUGCUUCAAAAGUGACUGUCUUUGUUUACAAUCAUAUGAUUUUCUUGUCAUGGCUUAGAAAAAUAAAAGAGUGGAAAGAAAUUGUUCGACCAGGUGUAACACGUUUUGCUACUGUUUUCAUUACUUUGAAAAGUAUAUAUGAUCAUAAAGAAGACUUGCAAUCAUUGGUGGUGGACAAAUAUUUCACUUCUCAUAAAUUAUCCAAGAGUGUCAAUGGGAAGAUGGUUAGUUCAAUUAUCUUGGAUAGUAAGUUUUGGGAGGAUUGUUUUACUACUGUUAUGCUUGUUGGUCCUCUAAUUAAGUUAUUGAGGCUUGUUGAUGCUGAUGAGAAACCUUCUCUGGGUAUUGUGUAUGCGGGCAUGCAAAGAGCCAAAAUUAAUAUCAAGACAAUGUUUAGAAAUAGGAAAUCUGCAUACACACCUUAUACAAGUAUCUUGAAAAUGCGGUGGGAUAAGCAUUUGAAGCGUGACCUCCAUGCAGCAGCAUACUUUUUGAAUCCAGAUUACUUCUAUAGUGAGGGGUUUGUUGAGAAGGCAAAUAUCUUGAGGUCUUUGCUUGAUUUAUUUGAUAUUGAAACUCUUUGCGAUGACUCGGUUGCCGCAAUGCAAGAGAUACAGUUGUAUCGAGAUCAAAAAGGAAGUUUUGGAAGGGAAAGUGCAUUGAAAGCAAUUAAGAGACUUGAACCUGGUGAAUGGUGGAGGCUACACGGUGGGAGUGCUCCUAACUUGCAAAAAAUGGCAAUUCGUCUUCUUCAUCAAACAUCUUCAUCAUCCGGCUGCGAGAGGAACUGGAGCCUCUUUGAACAAAUCCAUUCAAAGAGGAGGAACCGAUUAGAGCAUCAAAGGCUAAGUGACAUUGUUUAUGUCACUUAUAAUCUACGCCUUCAAUCUAGAAUGCAUCGCAAGAAGAAGAAUUAUGAUCCAAUUGACAUUCAAAGCAUUGACACAGUAGAUUUUUGGGUAAUGCCGGAUGAAGAAGAUCCUGAAUUUACUAAUGGAGACAUUGAAGGCAUUGAAAAUUUAAUCUAUACGGAUAAUGCUAUGCCUUCAUAUCCUACAGAUGGAGGAGAUGUGGAACUUGAUGUGGAUUUCCCUAAUGUUGCUGAUUCUUCAAAUACAGCAUCUUUUGGUGGUACUUCUGAUGAUGGUGGCUUUGGAUUACCUGUUUAUGAUGGAGAUGUUAGAACACUUAAUGAUAAUUAUGAUUUUUGAUGAGUUGCAUCUUUGAUUAGUUGAAAACUUGUUAGUAAUUGUAUCUUUUGAAUGUAGAACAUUAUGGGUUUGUCAUUAUGUACGUUUUAUUUUUUGUUUAGCUAUAAACUUUGAUGUUUGAA
This is a messenger RNA of Arachis ipaensis, 1600 nucleotides long. The record is from RefSeq and is a predicted model, not a curated record. Lineage: Eukaryota; Viridiplantae; Streptophyta; Magnoliopsida; Fabales; Fabaceae.